UAAACAGUGCCGUACUCCGGUCGGACCGCUUCAGUCUCAUAGCGAGUGGCAAUCGUGUCGGUUGUUGGCCGGAACUCUGUCGGCUCGUCGUCGCGGUGGUUGUGAUGAGAAGAAUAAGAUUUUUUUGUGGCAGAGAAGGUUCAGUACGAAACGUUCGCGUGGAUUUUAUGAAAUAGGUGAAAUAGGAGCAUCCAAGUUGUGCGUGGAUAGUUCGAGCGGUCACGGGACUCGGACUCGCGCGCUGUUGUUGGUCCGUGAUUAGGGAACAAGUGUGGGGGAGAGCUGAGGAGGAGUGCCGGCUUCUAAUUAUGUGUAGGUCUCUCCGGAGCCUGUCAACAGUGCCAUAAACUGCGCUCGUUUUUGGCGGUGGUUGAUGGUGAUUUAGUGCAAAGAUAAGGCGCAUUCUUUCCGAACGAGGAUUACGAGCGACGUGAACGUGUGGACGAGAGACGUGGAAGCAAGCGCGUUUGACACGUGGAGGUCUUUGAGUGCGGUGUGACGCGUUAGCGUGAAUCGUGGGGCACGUGCUUUUUAUAAGGUGAAAAUCGGAUGGUUUUGCAUUAGCAUUAUAAAGGAGACGCUGUGGCACGACGACGGCGGUCGAGGUGGGAAUUUCCUGAACGGCGAUGUUAGCUCGGAAGGCACCAUAAUUUGAAGGAUGUUAUACAAAUUCGACAUUUCACAGCUUGUUUGAAUGCGCGGUUAGCUUUGGGGGUGUGGUGCAAGGUCAAAAAUAAAAAAAAAACUUGUGAAUGGUUCCCACACGAUAACGAUCCCAUCGAGUUGUGCAUGUCGGAAUAAAUUUAUGGAUUAAUUCCGACAGCUCCCAAGAAGAUGACAUUUUAAUUAAGCCUGUGGUAGGGCUCUGUGCAAGGUCGGUUUCGGGACGACCCACCAGGGACUCAUUCUCGGUGUUCUGCUUCGCCUCACACUCCGGACUACUGCGGCUGGGCAGAGGAAGCGACCGAGUUUUGGCCAAAGGGCAUCAACAGGACGAAGCAAAAGCAAAGGAAAGCCGCUCAUUUUUCUUCCUCAACGUCGACGUCCUGCCAACGAAAUGGUGUAGAACGACGUCCGACACGUGCAGCUUAAGUGAGUGGAAAAACGUUUUGGCUCGGGUAGAUCACUGGAAUCCAUCUUCGCCAAAAAUAGAAAAAAAAACGGAACUUGACUGAGUGAGGCCGAUAAUUGAGUUUCGCGCGAACGAAGGACGAAUUCAGGACGAAAUAUGCGCUCCUCCGACCCCGUUGUUCUUCACACCCUACAAAAGUGCGUUUAUUCAGCAUAUUGCCACUACGGGUGAAGUGAGAAAAACGAUUCCACUCGUCCCGUACUCCAAAAUCAAAAUCAAUUACCAAAUAUUUUUUGAAAAACGAUUCCACAUCAAAACACCCCCACCAUCAAAACACACGGCAAAGCAAAUAAACCACAUUCCAAUCGAGUGCAAGUGAAGUGUGUCAGUCAAAUAAACAUAACCUGCCGAGGCAUCCGUUGUUGGUGGGGAGCAAAAUUGAAUAGCUGUAUAGAAUAAAAAAUAAAGUGAUUUCGAAGGGUGAAAAAGUGCACCGGAAAUUGGUUCUAGUAAUUGAAUUGCUCUACUGCAGGAAAAAUCCAACUUGCUCGUUCACUGUGUCUCUAUGUGCAUGUGAGUGUGUCCGCUGCGGCCCACCCCGUCCAAUGAUGUUUGCAAGUUUGUUUGUGAAAAGUUGAACCACCAAAUUCUACGCUUGACAGAGUGUGCGAUAGAUGUUUUCCCGUUGAAACCCCCUCAGCCAGUCUGUCGGUGCCAUAUAGUGCGUGAUUUAGUGUAGUGAGCCGUCAGACAGAAUUGCGACUAAAUCGAGUGGAAAAUACCUGGGUCUCGGUCUGAUUUAUGAAUAGAGUUGGAUAAUGACAUUCCGGAAUCACAACACAAACAGAUCCCGGAUCCCACUUCAAUCCUAGUUUUUGGAUGUUUGAUUCUCAAGGAAAUGUAUCUCUUGGUGCUGCCGAUUCACAUCCGGAGCUGCCCGGUAAAAUAACACAAAACUGGAAUAAUAAUUAAAUUUCCCGGAGAUCCGGCCCAAGCAUCGUGUGUACCGGUGUGCAGCCUGCACUCAGCUCAUGUGCUGUGGUAUCAUCAUCAUCUCAUCUUCGAGCAGCACCACAACUGAACGAAGAAACGGUAGCUUUCGAUCUGCAUCCGGAGAAGCAUCAGCAGCAGCAACAAUAGCAAAAACAAGGAAAUCCGAUUCGGAACCAAACGGGAGUCCCUUCCGCUGUGGAGCAACGACUUCUACUGAGACGGCGAGGACGACGACGACGACGGAAGCGAAGGAAAGGCUGAAAAUGAGGAAAAAUAUGAGAUCGAUGACGUGUUUCGUGAUAUUUCUGCUAGUUUUCAUCAUGAGUUAUGGAUUAUGCAGCGGGCGACCGGAGCCGUACAUCUCGACCAUGGACAUCGACGCACCGACGGUGGCACCGAAAUUUAUGACCCGGGGCCACCUCUACAAGGCCAUCAUCGGUGACUCGAUCGAGCUGCCGUGCAAAGUGAAAGACCUCGGUUCCUACGUGCUGCUGUGGCGCCGAGGUACGUCGGUUCUGACGGCGGCCAGCCUCAUGGUGACCCGCGACCCACGCUUCAAGCUGGUCGAAGGCUAUAAUCUGCAGAUAGCCAAUGUGAAAAUUCAGGACGCCGGUGAUUACAUUUGCCAGAUCGGCGAUAACGAAAGCCGGGACCAGGUGCACACGCUGGAAAUUCUCGUGCCGCCGACGAUACGAGUGGUGCCUCAGAAUCGACAAAUCACAGCCCGGAAGGGAAGCACGGUGACGCUCGAGUGCAAAGCCUCGGGAAAUCCGGUACCGGCGAUCUACUGGCAUAAAAAGGACUCAUUCGCCGGUGCAUCACAUCUGUCGGAAAGUCCGACACUGCUGCUGGAACGUGUCGAUCGGCACCACGCCGGAAUUUACCAGUGCACAGCGGACAACGGCGUCCGGGAGGCAGUGCACGCCGAUAUCGAUGUAACGGUGCUGUCCCCUCCGGAUAUAACCGUGGAAAAAACGUGGGUGCAUGCGAGUGAAGGAUUCGACAUCGAUUUAGUGUGCACGGUGCAUGGUGAUGUCAACUCGGAGAUGCUGUGGUACCAGAAUUCGUUCCUCCUGGAUCCCAACGACCGCCGGGCCAUGUUCUCCAAGGGUGACAAAUACACGCUGAACAUUCGAAACUUUCAGCAGUCCGACUUUGGCAACUACAGUUGCGUAGCGGACAAUGCCCUCGGUCGGACGAAAAAGUACAUCGAGGUGUCGGGUCGGCCCGGACCGGCCAACUUCCUCUCGCCCGCCUACAGUUCCCACCUCGAUCGGUACAAUCUGACGUACACGAUCGAAUCGAUACCACCGCUGGACGAGAUAAAACUCCUGUACCGGAAGCUAAUGAUGAACGAAACAUAUCAACAUCCGGGCAGCUGGGAGGACACGAUUUUAGUGCCAACAUUAACCCGCUCCGAUCCGACGCACUUUAUUAUGUCACAUGUGAUAAAAGGAUUAUCGCCCGGCGCGGUCUACGAGGUGAUGAUCCAGGCACGGAACAACCACGGCUGGAAUGAGAUCAGCGACAUCCAUCAGUUCUACACGCGCAACUACGACCUGCGGAUGGACGAGAUGGAAUUCGUGAUGAGUUCGAUCUCCAACAGCGGCGCCGUCCGGGUGCUGCCAGCUGCGUGGGGCGGACCAACGGCGGUCAUAAUUAAUUUACUCGCAAUUAUCGUUGCCGCUGGAGUUGGAGUCGGAGCCGGUGCCGCUGGCCGCGGCAGAGCGCUGCUGAUGGCUCAUUAAUUAUUAAGCCGAUGAUCCGCCAGAACGCGCGCGCCCAACCUAAGCCGGAAAUCGCCACGCCAGCCAGCCGUGAUCAUCUUGUUCCUGUUGUUGGUGGUGGGUAAGACCGCGCACAGAGCCGCGGGCAAUUUGCGCUGGCGGAUGAGGGAUACCGCCGCCGCCGGCGGGCUUUUGUCUGAUAGUGGUAAGUCGGCGGUCGGCGACGACGGGCAUUUGUAAAUUGGAUAGUGAUAUAGGAUUUUUGUACUAUUGGUUCUCUCUAAGCGCAAAACCGAAACGAGAGCCGUGUAGCUUUACGAUGAAAUAUGAUAACUAGUGAAAACAAGUGAUAACUGAACUGAGAAUCUCGUAAGUAGUUUCUAGAGACAGAAUGUGUACGCUACUAGCCGUAAGUAUCAGUACGUAGUGGUAAAGUAGCGAAUGAAAAGAAACAAAUGUCAAAUCAAAGUGAAUUAGUUUUGGAAAAGUGGCGGAAAUAUGUCGAUAUUGAGAUGACUCUUGUGAUGCUGGAUGGUAAUUAAAUCACUGAAAUGCCUGUUACUAUAUCUAUUUUCGAUAAAAUUUAAUGAAAAACUUGUCAAAUGCUGAGUUUUUCUAUAUAAAAAGAAAUUUCAAUCAUUCAUGAUACAAAUUAUGGAGCAGGAGCACGACUCAUUAAAAUCUAUCAACUAAUAGUUUGGAAAUUUUCCUUAGGGAUUUUAUUAGUUUCUAACAGGGAUUAAUUUGGAUAUUUCACACGUAAUUUCUUUAAAAUGUCUAUAAAUAUUAUUAAUGAAAAUCUAGCGUUGAUAGCUUCUAAAAUUCUUUGAAAAAUUUCUCCAGAAAAUUCUCGAAGGGGGAGGUUUUGGUGUCCCCCCCCCCUUUACACCAGUUUCAUGUAAGAAAUAUAUACUAGGUGCCCCUCCAAUUUUUAAAGAAAAUGCCAAAAACCCCUCCCUUAAUGCCUUUCUGUGUACGACCCUGAAUUAUGCAGCUUAUAUCUUUAGAAAUUCGUCCGAAACUUCUUCAGGUAUUUUUUAGAAAUUCCUCUAGCGAUUCGUUUAAAAAAUCUUCCAUUGACUUUUUUAGUAAUUCGGCCAAGAAUUACCUCGGAACCUUUUCUAAGGAAUCCUUCGAGAAUUCAUAAAUUGACCAAAAAAUUCUUAAAAGUUUUCUAGAGAUUACUCCAGAAAUCAAUUUAUGAACUUUUUUAUAAAACUUUCCAACAUUUUUUAAACUUCGUUAGAAUAUCUUCCAUGAAUUGCUCCACGAUGACCUCUAGAUUUUUCUUCAGAUUUUUCGUUUGAGGAUCCUUCAGAAAUGUCUCCAAAAGUUCCUCUAGAAAAGCUGCAAAGGGUUUCCUAAAAAAAUCCUUCAAUUUUUUUUUUCAGGAAUUCGUACGAAAACUCAGAAAUUAUUACAAAGAUUCCUUCAGAUUUUUUUCAAUGGAUUCUUUUCAAAAUUUCCCAAAGUCUCCAUCAAAAAAUCUAAUGGGAUUUCUCCAUCAAUUUAUCCAAGAAUUUCAAGUUCAAGGGAACUUUCAACAGAUUUCUUCCAAAACUUAUCCAAACUUAUCAAAAUUUUCUUCAAGAAUUUGACAUUAUAGCCUUUUAGAAGCUUCUUGGGCGUUUUAUUUUUCAGAAACUUUCUUAUUGAUUCUUUUAGAUAUAUCUUCUUGACUUCCUUCAGAUUCACCCUCAUGAAUUCAUCCAUUAAUUCUUUUAUGUUAAUUUAUAAAGGUUUUUUCAGAACCUUCACCACUAAUUACUUUAUAAAUUCUUCUAGGUAUUCAUUUAAAUAAUUCAUCAGAAAUUUCUUCAGGGAUUUUUUCACUAUUUUCUACAAAAUCCUUUAAAAAUUCUUUCAAAUACUCUUUCAUAAGUACUUUCAGUGGUUUCUUCAAAAAAUUUCCAAAGAUUUCUUUAAAAAAAUCGUUUAGUUAUUUCUUCAGAAUGUAUUGUUCAAAAUUUGCUCUAGGGAAUCCAUUGAAAUCCCCACAUGAAUGCAUGCAGGAAUUCCUCCAGAGAAACCUGCAGGAGUUUAUACACAGAUUCCUUAAGGAUUUAUUCCAGAUAUUCCUCCAAUACUUCCAGAAAAACUAACAAGAACUUAAUUAAAAGAUUUCUCUAGGGAUUGUCCAAUGAUUUUCCCUACAUUUUUUUUUCAAGGAUUUUCAGCAAGGGAUUUCCGAGUAAAUUUCUCCAGACAUUUCUCCAGGAAAUUCUUUAAAAAAUCCCCCAAGAUUACUUAAGGAAUUCUUUAGAAUUUUUUUUAGAUAUUCUUCCAAAGAUUCAUUUAAAAGUAUUUGCUACGAUUUCUACAAGGAUUCUAAUGAAGAUUUCAACAGAAAUUCCGAGCUCCUGUUAGGAUUUCUACUAAAAUUUCUUCAAGGAGAUAUUAUUUACAGAGACUUCCUCCAGAAUUUUAGGGAUUCAUUCGAAAGUUCUUCCAUGUAUUUUUUUUCAGAAAUUCAUUCAAAGUUUUCUGUACAAGUACUUCGCAAAUUCUUUGAGCAAAUUCGUUGAGAAAUUCUUCCAGCGAUAACUGUAGGAAUUCCUACAAUGAUUUUUUUAGAACUUGCUACUGUACUUCCAUCAAAAUUAUCUCCUGAGAUGUCUUUAGAGAUCCCUGCAGUUUUUUUUUAGAAAUUUUCCAGGGAUUUUUUAGAAGUUUUUCCAGAGAUUUCACAAAAAUCUCUAAAAAAAAUGUUUAAGGAAUCCGUGAAGGAAUUCAAAAACUCCUAGAGAUAUUUUUUUAAACUUUUAGAAGAAAUUCCAGAAAAAAAUUCUGGAAAAAAUCAUGAAGUAAUUUUUGAAGUUAUCUCUGGACCAACUGCUGCAUGAAUGCCUAGAAUAAUAUCUUGGAGUAUACCAGAUGAAACACUUCACGAUACCAUCUCAAUGCUCGGGAAAUCGCCACUUCUGGAGAAACUCUGCAAAUAAUUCCAAGGAGAAAAUACUUGAAAAGUUUAUAGAGCGAUUCUGAAAAAAAAAAGUCUGAAUAAACCCAAAAUAAUGCUUGGAGGAAUACCUGGAGAAACCAUUGCAGAAACUACUGGAGGAAAUUCCAGAAGAAUUUGUAGAGAAUUUUCUUGAGUAAUUUCCAAACAAAAGCCUGAAAAAAUAUAUGAAUAAAUAUUUUCCGGAAAGAUCACUGUAGAAAAUCAACCUAUAAUUUCUGAAAAAAAAAAAUCAAGAAAAAGAUCUGAAUUUCUACAGUUAACUUCUAGAGAAAUUUCUGAACAAAAACCCUAAAUUUUAGAGAAAAGUUUCUCCUAGAAUUUCAUAUUUUCGUUCAAGAGCAAGUCAUGGCAAAACUCCUAAAAAAAUUUCUAGAAAAACUUCUCACGUACUUAAAAAAAAAAUCGGCAAAUCAUAAAAAAGUCUUGUUAAAAAUUCUUACAAUACUUUUGGGGGAAUUCCAUAAGAAAUGAAUGUAGAAAUACAAGAAAUACUAGCAUGGAUGCGACAAGGAUGACAAGGAUGCGACCUGAAGGAAUAGCAGUGGGCAUUUCCUAAAAUAAUUCUAAAAAAUCCUGCAAAAAUCUUCUUUUUCUAAGCCUUUCAGAAAAAAUUUUGAUAAAUCCUGAAAUAAUCCUUAAAAAAAUUUCUGGUGUCGUCCCUGGAGGUAACUCUGCAGAUUUUUUUUUUUCAUUUUAAAGAGCACUCUUGAACUUGAUAGACUCAUAAAAGGAAUUCCACCAAGAAUGUUCCUUCCACGAAAAUUGCAGACAAAUUUCGUGAAACAGUAAUACAUGGAGGCAAGCAUCACCAACGUCCACUGCCGAUAUGAAAUGAGACCUGGUGACGAGAAAGAAGCGUUCUACGCGCAGUUAGGGCAAACAUACGAUGAUUGCUCGCCGUGUGACGUGAAAGUUGUUGAUGGCGACAUGAACGCACAGGUAGGAAGGGAGGAAAUGAACAUACCAGUAAUCGGGCGAAACAGCCUGCAUGCUGUAUCGAAUGACAACGGCUAGCGAUGUGUGAACUUUGCAGCCUCCCGUGGUAUGGUAGUCCGAAACACCUUCUUACCCCGCAAAGAUAUCCACAAAGCCACCUGGAGAUCACCUGACCAUCAAAUAGAAAGCCAAAUCGACCACGUUCUAAUCAACGGUAAAAUCUUCUCGGAUAUAACCAAUGUACGCACAUACAUCCGAUUCGCCAUAGGUAGUACGACGGUGAAUGCGAACCGUUGAAAGAACGAGAAGAAUGCAGCAUGGGCGAGAAUGCUGCAACACCGUACGAGAGCUAAUGAGGCACGUGACAGAUAGGGGCGGAACAGGCAGAACUCAGUCUUCCGGAUGAAGAAGCUCCAGCAGGAAGAACAAGAUCGCGAAGCGAUGGAAGAGCUGUACCGCACUAAGGACACACGAAAGUUCUACGAGAAGCUGAACCGCUCGCGCAGAGGCUUUGUGCCACAAGCCGACAUGUGCCUUGAUAAUCACGGGAAUAUUGUCACGAGCGAACAUGAGGUGGUCGAGAGUGGCGGCAGCAUUACGAUGAGCACCUCAAUGGCGACGUUGCAAGCACCGGGGGUGGCGUGGUAACAGAUCUAGGAGUACGUGCGCAGGACGAAAGAUUUCCAGUACCUAACCUCCAAGAGAUUGAGGGGGAAGUUAGCCGGUUGAAAAACAACAAAGUCGCUGUAAUAGAUCAACUACCAAGCGAGUUAAUAAAAUAUGGUAAAGAAGCACUGGUGAUAGCACUACACUGGGUCAUUAUCAAGAUUUGGGAGGAGGAAGUAUUACCGGAGGGGUGGCUGGAAGGUAUCGUGUGUCCCAUCUACAAAAAUUUGGAUUGCGGAAAUUAUCGCGUGAUGACGCUACUGAGCACUGCCUACAAGAUACUCUCUCAAAUUUUAUGCCGCCGUCUAUCGCCGAUUGCAAGAGAGUUCGUGGGGCAAUAUCAGGCUGGAUUUAUGGGUGAACGCGCUACAACGGACCAGAUGUUCGCCAUCCGCCAGGUGUUGCAGAAAUGCCGCGAAUACAACGUGCCCACACAUCACUUGUUCAUCGAUUUCAAAUCGGCGUAUGAUACAAUCGAUCGUGAACAGCUAUGGCAGAUUAUGCACGAAUACGGAUUCCCGGAUAAACUGAUACGAUUGAUCAAGGCGACGAUGGAUCGAGUGAUGUGCGUAGUUCGAGUAUCAGGGACACUCUCGAGUCCCUUCGAAUCUCGCAGAGGGUUACGGCAAGGUGAUGGUCUUUUGUGUUUGCUGUUCAACAUUGCUUUAGAGGGUGUAAUUAAAACAGCGGAACGAUUUUCACGAAGUUGGUAUCCGUAAGAAGUUUCCUUUCCGUUGAUGAGUAAUUGAACAGAGCAUGUUCGUGACAAUAGCCAUAGAUCCAUGACCAUUGCAGAAUUUCAGGGAAUACCUUUGAUACAAACUCAAUAAUCUGUGGUCAUUUCACCCCGUAAUAGUAAGCACAACAGCGUGGAAAGUAAUAGUUAUUGGUCUCGGUGACCUAGAAAUGCUUGGGUACAUCAGAAGUGUCAAAAAGUGACGGAUUGAGUAAAAGUUGGCAGGUCCCGUAUGUUAGUACCUGGUAACUGGCAGAAGAGAGAGUCGUACAAGGAAGUGAAAGCAGUAUUAGAAGAGCGGCCUGUAUGGAUGCCUCCUAGGAUCACUUCAGACAUAUUUUCCGGCUUUCCAUUAAAGAUUUCUUCCGAGAUUCCUUAAAUAAUACCUCCCAGGAAUCUUCAUCAGUUUCUUCCGGGAUUAUUUCACAGAUUUUUCCCGAGACUGCGUCAGGGAUUCCUUCAGGGCUCUUCCUGGGCUAUUUCCGGGAUUCCAUCAGGCAUUUUUCGCGGGAUUCAUUCAAUGAUUCCUCCCGGGUUUUUAUUACGUAUUUCUUCUGGGCCUCUAGAGAAUCCUCGAAUGAUUCUAAAUAGAAUCCCCAAAGAAUUCUGUAGAGAACCCUUGAAGGAUUCGGUGAUGUAUCUCUCGUAAAACUAGAGAUAUUCACUCUUCUCAUUAGCUAGGGUGAAGAGGAAAGUGAUCUAAAGAGAUCAGAACCAUAGGUUCACAAUCUCGGACCGAACAAAUCUUAAAAGGAUUCUUUAGAGAAUCCUCAAAAAAUUCUGUCGAAAAUCCUCAUAGGAUUCUUAAAGGAUUCUGUAGAGAAUCCUCAAAAAAUUCUGUAGAGAAUCCUUAAGGCAGGCUAUUUAUUGCACCCAUAAACAUCAUAAAUGCUCCAUAGAAAACCAAAAAGCGCUCCAUAAAGAAUGUGUUUCAUGAAAAUGUGCAAACUUAUCCAUAAAUAAUUGAAAACGUUCCAUAUUUUACAGAAAAUGUACCGGUAAAACAUAUUUUUUUAUUAAAAGUGCAAUUUUGUACCAAUAAAUAAUACUAAAAUGUUCCAAAAUAAAAUGCAAAUGCUUCAUAAAAAAUGAAAUUGUACCCAUAGUAAAUAGAAUAUUUAUCCAUAGAAAAACUAAAUUUCACCAUGAAAAUUUAAAAUUGCACCAUAGAAAAUGGAUGAACGCUCCAUAAGUAAUAGCAAACUACGCCAUAUAAAACAUGGUUUGCUCCAUGAAAAAAUAGAAAUACUCCAUAGAUAGCAUAUUGGCCUAAUUAAAUUCAGCAGUGCUGAAUUGCUUUUCAUUGCACUACAUUAGUGGUGCAGAUGUUUAAAUUAAUGAGCAUUUUCAAUUUUUUAUGGAGCAAACCAUGUUUUAUAUGGGGCAGUUUAAUAGUACUUAUCUAUUUUAUAUGGUGCGUUUUAAUUUUUUUGUGGUGCAAUAUUCAAUUUGCUAUGGGUACAAUUUUAUUUUUCAUGGAGCAUUUGCAUUUUAUUAUGGAACAUUUGUAGUUUAUUAUGAACCAUUUUUGUAUUAUUUAUUGGUACAAAAUUGCACUUGUAAUGAGAAAAUGGUACAUUUUUCAUAAAGUACGGAACUUUUUCAAUUAUUUAUGGGUAACAUUGCACAUUUUCAUGGAACAUAUGUUUAUUCUUUAGGGAGCGAUUUUUGAUUUUCUAUGGAGCAUUUGCAAUCUGUUGGGGGCAAUAUGACCCAGACAGGCACGCUGAACGUGUACUACGCCAUUGUGGUGCGAAUAUCUUGAAAUUCUAGGAGGGUUAAAGGAUUCCAUAGUGAAUUAUCAAAUAAUUCUGUAAAGAAUCCUCAAAGGAUUCUGUUGAGAAUCCUCAAAGAGACGUAGAGAUUCCUGAGAAAAUCUCAUAGGCAUCUCAAGCGGGGUAUCCAUCUGAAGCUUCUCCAGUAAUUCUGUGUCGAUGAUUUCAGGAAUUGCAUCAGGUAUACCUCCAGAUAUUUUUUCUGGGUUUCUUCGAGAGGUUAUUCCGAGAUUUUCCAAAACUUCCUUUCAAAAGCUUCUUCUGGGAUGUUUUUAAGAAUUUUUCCUGUGAUUCUGAGAUUCCUCAUGAAGUUACUGUUCAGAUUCUUCAAUAAAUUUUAUCAACAUGUUCUGUCAGAAAUUCAUUCUUCUUAAAUUCCUUUAAUAGUGCUUCCUGAUAUUUCACAAGUUACUACUUUUGGACUCUUAUAAUGAUCUACAGAAAAAUACACAAAGUCCAGAAAUAACAAAAGAAAAUCCAGAAGCAAGCUCAAAACGAUCUCCUUGAGAAACGUAUUUUUGCCAAAGAGAAUAUUUUUUUUGAAGGAAUCGCACACAAAAUGUGUGAAGAAUUGUAGAAGUAUUCCCCACUAACAUUUUGAUGGCCUUUUAGUCUUGAAGAGGUUUUAAACCCGUUAUACAACCUUAUACUUUUUUAAUCAGCUUUUAAAAUAACGAGUAAAUUGUUGAUAUUGCAUAAAAAUCGAGAGAAAAUUGAUAAUGCAGCAGCAGCAGCCAUUUGAGUGAUUUAGUUUCCACCCAGUACUUUUUAAGCCUAAAGAGUUAAACGACUAAUACCCCUGCCAGCGACACCGUAUCAGAAUUAUGACCCACAAAAGCGGAAAAUGACGCCACGCGACAAUUAUCCAAUAAUCGUAACUAUAAAUAUUUGUACAUACACACACAUCCGGGCCAAAUACGGAAAACUAGUUUUCCCCAUUUGUCCCAUUAGUUGUAGGUAUCUAGUUCUAGUAGGUACUAGAGUAUGGAGCAAAAAAAACUCCUAAAAACAUGCGUCCAUUGAAUCAGCAAAAAUGUUAAACAAGAGCAGUGAAAAAAAAACUAGAUGAUUCAGCUAUUUAUACCUACCAAGUAAAAACAGUAAAUACCGACUAACGCACUACACACUACAACAACUGAGAGAGAUGUGGUUGAUGUUUUUUAGCAGCAGAGCCGUGAAAAAAAAAAAUGUGAUUUAGAUUAUGUCCCCGUUUGUCACCACCCAUGUUCAUCGUGUCCGUCUGUGUGCAUGUUGUUGUUUGCAUCUAGAGAGUAUGUCUGUUCGUCUGUAAUUUUAUUCCCGUCGUCCGUCGUACGUAGGUACUACAAUAAUACAUAUGUGACUGUAUAGAGCCGUAUUAUUGAUUGUUGUGAGGCAGCGAGGAUUUCCACUAAUGCACAUCGGUCCAGCAAGAGCAGCAGCAGCAGCAACCGACAAUUAAUGCAAAAUGGGGAUGGAUUAAUCGUGUUGCUGGUGGGGAUUCCGGAUGUAAAUCACGUGGCCUCGAGGCACAACAGGCAAUAAGCAUUUUUCUCUGCUGCUGGUCCCAGGGAUUAGCUGAUGGAAUAAUUGUGUUUUUACGAGCGAUUAAUUGGAUGUGGGAUGGUUUAGAGUGGGAUUUGUGUUGUUUGGAAAAUGUUUCAAGGUCGUUAAUUUGAAUUCAUGGAGCGCUGCUGGUAGUGCAAUUAAAUCCGAGCAGAUGAAUCAAUACAGCAAUUCUCUUGUUUACCAUUUGGAAUGCUUGAGUCGUUUCACACCCACUGAAAUUUCAGCCGGGUGUACUGCUCUGACAGCGUUCCAAAUGUUUAGGUGAUAUUAUCCAUGCCAUCCACAAAGCACACAAAUCGACCGGAUUUAAUAAAAACUGUACACCGGCUGUUGAGGGCCUGCUCGACGAAGUACAUCAUCCAGAGCGAUGUUGAAGAGUCCGCAUGAGAGACCGCGGGUCUGCUGAUCCCGUUUCUGUUUGUAUCGUUCCACGUUCUGCCAGGUUACAUGCUGCAGUAUUACCGCCCAUGUUGCGUUCUCCUUCAAAAUAGCUCUGCACUCCUCGUCGUUCCGUUUUUUUUUCAACGACUCCGUUAUACGUAGGGUAUUGUACCAUUUCGGCAGGUGUACCUAAUUUGAGCACUUUCCGCUAUAACUAAGUCAAUUUCCAACGGAUUGUUUUGAAUUUUUGUAUAGAGCUAGCACGUGCAGUAUCUUACUCUAUACAAAAACUCAAUUCAAUCGGUUUGAAAUUGACUUAGUUAUAGCGGCAAGUGCCCAAAAUAGUACAAUAGCCUACCAACGGUGCUGUUGGCUGCGUUGUUUAUGGCUGCUUGUGUUUUCUUCUACUAAGGUGAUCUCUCGGUGUAACGAUGAGUGAGGCUCUGUCUUGAAAGAGUCACUCUUUUGAAAAGCGGUGAAAUCGAUGACUCGUAGACUGCUUUCUUUCGUCAGAUGGUGGGUGCUGAACUUUCCAAGUCGGUCUGGAUUCCAUCUCCUUACCGACCUGAGCGUUUAGGUCUCCUGUGAGAAUUUUGACGUCACGGUUUGGGGAGCGGUCGUACUUGCUUUCGAGCUGCGCGUAGAAUGUGUCCUUGUCAUCGUCAGCACUUCCUGAGUGUUGGCUGUGCACGUUGUUUAUGCUGAAGUUGAAGAAUCGUCCCUUGAUCCUCAACCUGCACUUUCUGUCGACGAUCAAAAACCUACCGUGUGUUACCGCAGCCCCGGUAGACGGUAUGGUUACCUCUAAACGUUCUUACCAUGGAUCCUGUCCAACAUAUGUACCUCCUGCAGUGCCACGAUGCCAAAUCCGCGGUUCUUCAGUACAUCGGCGAGAACGCAGGUGCUCCAAUGAAAUUGAGUGAUCUGCAGUUCUACGUACUGGGCUUCCAAUUGCAAGUACAUUUUCAUCGCUGGUAUAGAUGCCAUUAGUCUCGGAUCGUAUUAUUCUGUUCCUAACUUUCUGGACAGCCAUAGUAUCUCGUUUUCAAUUAAUCUUCGAUUAGCCGAUUUAUUUCAAGCGGAUUUCUACUAGAAAUUUUCCUAGGGAUCUAACACAAGUGUUUUUGAAAAUUUUCUUAAAACUUUUUAAAGAUUUUUUUUUUAAUGUACACCAUUAGUUUUGAAAGAUCUUUUUUUUGUUUAAUUCUCAAACGUUGGCCACUUCUCCAACCUAUUCUCAUUCAGAAACAAGGCUUUUGUUGAGAAUUUUAAAGCUGUUUGUUAUAAAUUCCAUGAUAUGAUUUUUUUUUUCCUCGGAGAUCCUCCAGGAAUCUUUCUAUAAAUACCUUCGAAAAUUUCUGCAAUGGGAGUUCGCCAGGCAAUUCUAGAGUUCUGGAGUUCGAGAGUUUCCUCGAGAAGUUCCUUCAGGAACUAUGCUGCCGUGAAUCGCAAGUCAGUCCCAUCUGCAUUUUGGGCAAAAAUGAGUUAAUGGCCGUUUUCGGUCUUUCUUCGGAUGAUCUUUCAGCUGGAUGAAUAAAAAUAUAUAGUUUGUUCAGUAAAAUUGAAAAACAACACCAAGUCAGAUUGUCCCAUAAUGAAAAGUAAAAGUCAGUCCCAUUACGAACUAGUGUACCCUCCGGUACAAAACCUAACAUUGUUUUAGCCAGUUUAAUAUUUUUCACUGAUACGUUUUCAUGUUUGAAGCAAUGUGUGAAAGUUUCAUGAUGACCGCGUAAGUUUUUAUUUCAUGACGAUUUUUUGAAGUUUCACAUAGAAAUCGAAUUUGAAAAGUACAGAGUCCAUUUUCUCAAUGCCUACUUUUUACAGAUGGGACUGACUUGCGAUUCACGGCAGUAUGCUAGUGUUAAAUGUGUCUGGUGGUCUUGGUGAGGGUUCAAAUAGAAUUUCAUGUGGGCUUUUCAAUGAUUUGAAUCUAGGAAUCAUUCUGAAGUUCUUCGACUAAUCGCUCUGGAUUUUUUUUUUGAGUUCCUCCAGAAAUACUUUCAGAAGCUCCCACAAGACGAUUUUUCCAAGGACUGCCUUUAAGUAGUUCUUCAAGUGGAAGCAUUUUCAUAAGUUUCUUCAGAAAGUACCAUCGUUCUUGCAGGAGUUUUCCUAACUGGUCCUCUAAAAGCUGUCAAGAACUUUCUCCAAGGGUUUGUUUGAGAGUCCUCGAAUGGCUCAUUCUGGAGUUUCUCCAAGAACUUGUUCACAAAGAGAUGUUGCAAUUCCUUUUAAGUAAGUGAAAAUAUUUCCUACAAUUUUUUUUUGUGGAAUUUCUUAAACUUUCCAGAAAUUUUAACAGGACUCCAUCAGGUAUCAAUUCAGACUACUUUCAAGAAUUUCCUUAAGAAGUUUAAUAAGAAAUCCUCAAUGUAUUCCUAAACUUCUUUAAAGAAUUUUUUCUGUUCCUCUUCGAAUUUCUUAUAGUUAUUUAUAUAACGAGUUGCAAAAAGUAGAUUUUUUUCAGCACGAGUCGUACAUACGAAGAGUGCUUAAAAAAUCGAGUUUUGCAACGAGUUCCAUACAAAAUUUUAUGCAAUCAUUUGAGUUGCAUAAUAUUCAUAAUGCAACUCAAAUGAGUUGCAUUAUGAACAUUAUACAACUAUUUUUCAUUAUGCAACUAAUUUCAGUUGCAUAAUGAACCAAUUCGGAAAAAUGGCCAUAAUGAUACUGAAAUGAGUUAUAUAAAUUUGAAAUUAUGAUACUGAAUUGCAUAAAAUAGUUUUGUGCCAAUUCUAUCCAGCAUAUAUUUUAAAAUUCAUUCGUGAGUUAAACUAGAAGCUGCUUUAGAAGUUCUUUUUCAAAAUCGUCCAUAACCUUUUGUUGGAAUUGCUUGAGAGUUUCCAUCGGCAUUUUUUCCAAAAAUCUCCGUUAAUUUUUUUUUAUUCAGUAGUUUCUACAGGUAUGUAUUUAGGAGUUCUUACAGCAAUUGUGGCAGUAGUUCGUAAACAAGCUCCUCAAAAAGCUCGUCUAUAAAUUCUUUCAAGAAUGGUUAUCGGAAUUCCUUCUGAAGUGUUUUUUCAAUUCAUUCAAGAUUACUUUCUGAAAUUCUACCAAGAAGUAAUUUAUGUUUAUAAACUCCUGAUAUAAUUUAAACAAAAUAAACCACUCCUGAAGAAUUUUCAUGAAUCUCCUGAGGAAACUCAUAGACGAAUACAUUAACUCUUUGAGGAAUUCCCGAAGAAACUCUGAAGCAAGAAAAAUGUCUGAACUCCUCGAGUAAUCUUCAACAAUUCCUAGAAUAAUUCCUGGAGAAUUUCCCUUAUCAAUUCUGGAAAGAACUUCUAGUGAGUUUCUUGUUGUAACUGCUGAAGGAAUUCCUGAGGAAACUUCAAAAUAAACUCUUUUUUUUAUAUCUGUAUGAACGAGAUUUUUAGCCCUAGGCUAGUUCAUUUCGGGACCCAUGCUUUACUUCCCUUCCGAAGGAUGAGAUCUUCCGAGUUUGUCGGGAGUGGGAUUCGAUCCCAAUAAACUCUUUGAAAAAAAUCCUUUGUAAAUUUGGAAGGAACUGUUCCUACCUGAUCAGAAAACAGAGCGUUAAUGAUUAAUCAUAAAUUUAAUCAUGAUUAAUGCUUAAUGAUUAAGAUUAAUCAAAAUUAAUCAUAAUCAUAAAAAAAAUCUCAUUUAAUCAUUAAUCAUUAAUCUUAAUCACACUGUUUUGGCAAUCUAAUCAUUAAUCAGUAAUCAUAAUCAUAAGAAAAAAUAUUAAUCAAUCAUUAAUCAUUCAUCAUCGAAAAUGAUUUAUCAUAUAAAAUAUAUGAUCCAAUUUUUUCUGUUCUGAAUAAUAUAAUUUAUGAUUCUUUUUUUCAAAAAUCUCCCGGACAGAGUUACCUUUUACUUUUGAAACUUCAAAGGCAUGUUAAAAUACAAAUAAAUUUUAAUCAUUUCCAGUUUUUUGUGAUUGAUUAAUCAUGAUUAAUCAUGAUUUUUAAUCAAUGAGCCAUUUUUAAUCAUUAAUCAUAAUCAAUAAUCACAGAUAAAACCAAUUUUAAUCAUUAAUCAUAAUCUUUAAUCAUCCUAAAAAUCUAAUUAAUCAUCAAUCAUAAUCAAUAAUCACCAAAAUUGGAAUUUUAAUCAUCAAUGAUUAAUCAUGAUUAAAUUUUUUGUUAAUCAUGAACGCUCUGGCAGAAAAUACUGGAGCGCUCAUUGAAAGGAAUUUCUGGAAAAAUAUCCACAAGUACUCCUGGAGACAUUCCUGCAUAAUUACUUGAUUAAUCUUUGAAGGUGUUCCUGUUGAAAUUUGUAAAAAAAACGCUUCUUUAGGAGUUCCUGCGAGAAAUCUAGGAUCUACUUAUGGAACAAUUUCUAGAGGAAAUUCUAAAACAAUUGCUUUUGAAACUCCUACAGAAAUUACUGAAGGAGCUCCUAGAGGAAUGCCUGAAAGAAUUGCUCGCGAAUUUCCUGGAGAAAUCGCUAAAAAUAUUCUUAAGAAAAUCCCUAAAAGAAAAAAAAUCUUAAACAACUCUCUGAGCAACUUCUGAUGGAAUUCUUGGUGUAAUUUAUUACUGUUACAAAACUCGUAGUGUGACUUCUGGUGGAAUACUUGUAGAAUUCCUGGAGGUACUUUUUAGUAUAUUCAUGGAGGAAUUUAAUAAAUUUCCUCAUAAUAACAGUCUCUAACAUAUUUGUAGCUGUUUGAAAAAAGUGCCUUUUCGUAUUUUUUUUCUUUAAUUGCGAUGUUAAGACGUUGAGUUUUUUCCUAAAAGUUCUUCUUGUGUCAAUUGCGUGUCAACGGAAUGCAGAAGAAAAUAUUAAAAGAAGAUCAAAUUUUGCAAUUAAAAAUGAAUAGCAGAAUGACAAAAUUUGUUAUUGGCUUGUUGGGAAUAAGAGCUAGAAGAACACAAAUAAUAACGGACUUUGUACCGGAAAAUAACUCAAUAAUAACAAAUUUUAUCAUUAGUCAAUAUUUUAUAUUAAAAAAGUUUGUCCUUUAUUUGUUAUUUUUAAAUGUUGAAUAACUGAAUCAGUUAUUAUCGAGUUAUUGAGAACAAAGUAAGUACAAAAUAAGUUAUUGAUUAAAAAAAGACCAUCACAAUUGUAAAUAUUAGGGGUACUCACCAAACAGAUUAAAAUGCUGUGUAAGCCAUGAUUUUCUGUUUAUUUGAAAUGUUUCAUGAUUUUGUGGAUGAAAUAAUCAAAGAUUGCCUUGGUGAUCGCGACGUUUAAUCAGUUUAAUCGGUUUACGCUGUUUAGUGAAUCCCCCUAUUGUUCUUAUGCUUGGAAAAAUUGUUUUCUAAGUACAGAAAUGCUUUGUCCUUGGUUUGAUCUUAUAAUAACAAAAUUAAUUCAUAUUUACUUAUUUUCUGGAACAAAGUCAGUUAUUAUUUUAGUACUUUAAAUUUAUUUUACCAACAAGCCAAUAAAAAAGUUGUUCUUCAUCAACAUUCCAAUUUCAAAAUGUAAUUGAAUCUUCUCGUGUUAUUGUCUCUGACAAAACGAAAAAUAAACUCAUCAAUAACAAAACAAAGUUAUGAUUGCAAAAUAUGCCAUUGGGAUGUUAUUUUACUUGGAAUGUCCAUAAGAAUUUAUUUUCUAUGAUUGCAUAUUUUGGUAUUUCAUAAAUAUUCAGUUAUUUAUUGUUAUUCAAUAAUAACUUACCCGAGCAGAGGAGAAUAUCAAAUUCAUAACAACAGAAUCACAUAGCCUGUUUUUAUAUCAUAAUUUGUUAUUAUAAACUUAUCAAAGUAUUACUUUUUUAUAACAUGUUUUAUUGGGCAAUCUUAUUUUGUUAUAAUUAAGUUAUUGAAAGUCAUCCACUAAAUAACAUUUCAAUAACAUACUUUGAUGUAGACCAAGUUUUGUUAUUAUUCUACUAUUGAAAAUGUACAAAUAUGCCCGAGCAGAAGAGAAUAUCAAAAUCAUAACAACUGAAUCACAAAACCUGUUUUUAUAUCUUGGUUUGUUAUUAUUAACUUAUUGAGGCAUCAUUUUUCCAUUUUUGUUGGGCAAUCUGAUUUCGUUAUGAUCCUGCUAUUGGUAUAUUUUCUUUAAAGAACAUUUUAAUAAGAUGUUUUGUUGUAGAACAAGUUCUGUUAUUUUUAUAUUAUUGAGAGUGUACCAUUAUUGAUCAUCAAUAGCACAACAAUAAAGUUUUGCAAUCACAACUACACCAUGCGAGAUUUACAGCAAAAGAAAUGAAAAAGUUAACAUUUGCUGAUUUCCAUACAAAAAGCCAUGCUUGGAGUCUAUAAGCCAUAUCUUAGGUGUCUAUGAAUCGGUUAAGCUGUACUUUUGACACUAAACUAAGAAUUACUUGUAAUUUUAUUUCUAUUUAGUUCGAUCCAUUUCAGUGGGAAAACAUAUAGAAACGGUUCUAUUUUGGAAAUAAAAAAGUGAACAACCAUGAUCCACCAUAACCCAGAAACAAAAUUAAUUUUAAGGCCGUUUGGACCAGGAAGCCUGGAAAGGUGCCAUUAUUUUUGAAUGACUGGCUUAUGUGUAAUAGUGGGUUAUGGCCUUAGUCAUGGCUGUUUAUUACUUUUUAUUUUCCAACAGAAAUUCAUUUUUUUUCCUCUUAAAUGGCUCGAACUUAGGGGUUACAUACCUACCUUGCGAGAAUAAAAAAAAUCUUUGUUAUGAUUCUGAUAUUAUAACUCACUUUGCAUCCAUAUUGUUAUCAAUAACUUUUUAAUAUCAAAAUUAGUUAUUGAAACAUUGUAUAAAUUCAUUGUUAUUAAGUUGUUAUGAAACUAACAAAACCUGUUAUUUAACUGUUCUUUUAGGAACAUUUUUUUGUUAUUAUUUUUGUUAUUUUGCCGCUUAUAACAGACAAGUUUAUAACACGGUAUGUUAUGUCAAUAACAUGAAAAUAACUCUUUGCGUUACUCAGUUAUUUUUCCAAAAUAACACAUUUUAUUAUAUUGCUGGUAUAACCUUCUGCUCGGGUGUAAUGAACUAUAACAUAACAAUAACAAGUUUUAAAAUUCACUGCAAGAUUCAUUGUUAUUAAGUUGUUAUUGAAUCUAACAAAACUUGUUUUUAAAUUGAUCUUCCAGGAACAUUUUUUUGUUAUGAUUUUUGUUAUUUUGCCGCUUAUGACACACAUGUUUAUAACAUAAUAAGAUAUGUUAAUAAUAUACAAAAUUCUGAUUUCAUUAUACAGUUAUUUAUUACGCUAAAAUAACACAUUUGAUUAUGAUGUUGAUACUCUCUUCUGGGGCAGAAAUAACGUUUUCUUUUUGCAAUUUCUGACUUAAAGUUUUACGCGAGAAAUCCGUGUUUGGAAACAUAAGAUUGUGAAUACUAAUUUAAAGCUUCACGAAAAUUGUAAGCAUUUCUCACCAGCAAUGAUUGCCAACUGAGGAUUAGUUUGCUUCGUACUCGGUAAAUUAUUAACGGAAAACAAAAAGCAUCGUAAGAACUUUUUACUUUCCAACCCAUUUUCAUCCACGCGAAGUACCCGCCCAAGAAGGAUCAAAGUUCUAUCGGUUUCUUAAAAUCCGAUAACAACCCCGCAGCUAAUGGAUGUUUCGAAGGCUUAGAUCCACAAUGUAUGUAGGUGGGUGGGUACUUUUUUUCCCCUUGGGGUCAUGAAUACAAUACCAGCGGAACCAAAAGCCAUAAGACAAAACUCUUUCGCAAAGCUCUUUCGAACCGCUCUCCCAAGGAGCUUCGGAACAACUUUUACACCUUUCCCGGUGAAAUUCGGGAUCCAUUUGGCCCGGACCUAGUAUCCUCAAUCCGGAAAGCCGCCCGCGUCCCCAAAGUGCCGAGAGUUGGAAAGUUUUGUCCCUUUGCAAGCAAUCUUACCCGGUAACGAUCUCCUUAACCUUUCCACCUGACGUUCGUCGUGUCGUCGUCGUCGUCGAAGACGACGAGGUCGUAACUGGUAAACUAUUAUGGAUUUCCCCUAGCGGGGUGGUCGUGGUAGGAAGGAAAACCAGAUAGCGUAGGAAAAGCGGAAGGCCACAACAUGUGGCUAUCCUCGCUGGUUGUUGGUGCUUUUGCAGAAAAGAAGUUGAAACUUUCACUUGCAAGUUGGUCGAAGUGGGGGAAAUCGGUUCGAGAGGGAGUGGUGGGGUGAAACGGAUCACUGAGAAAGAGCUUACGGCUCAGCUAAGUAUUUUAUGGGCACUCAACUGAUAGCUCUUUCCGCCAAUUGACCUUCCCACAUACGUACAUCCCGUGGUAGGCACAGAGAUACUCUCUACCUAAGGAAGUUGGAGGAACAUGCAUUUUGAAAAGAUUCGAGACCGCCCGGGAAUCGAACUAACAUCUCUCAGUAUGAAUAUCUGCGCGUUUUCCGCCUCGACUGUAUGAACCAUUACCCUAGUUAUCUAUAAUAGUGUAUGCAACUCUUGUUUGACCAAAUUAACAGUUACCUAAACUCAUCUAGGAUAUGUGCGUUACUUGAGUCAUGCCAUCAUAAAAAAUCUCAGGUCUGUUAAAUGUUCAGUGAAAUUGUCAGGUAAAUUGGGACAGAGCUUCUGAUUUCAGCCCUUUGCUAAAUAAUGUACCAAUACAUACAUACCUUACUUUGUCCAACCCCGUAAAUCGAAGACGCAUUUAACCAUGUUCUCCCUUACAUGACUCCGUUCCUUGGUUGCUGCUCGCUGUUCCUCCUGUUGUGUGUGUACUUGCGGAAAUCUGUUCAACUCGCAAGUAGAGCCUCCCUUCCACCCAGCAGGGGAAGAUAACCGAUAAACUGGGAGGGGUCGCCCGCCAUUGCCGGCCGUUAUGGCCGCCGGAUUGAAGCAGAGAGCUACUGUUGCCGCUGCUCCUGCUGCUGCGUGGUAAGUAGUUUUACAACAACAAUCCGUGAAGCGAUCGUUUGAUAAAUAUUUGAUUAAAAUAAAGUGCCUUAUGGAUCAUUUACCCCCUCGUUUUCGUUUGUGGACUCCUGUCGUGUGCUCGCGCUCCCCGAUAGCCCAUUUCCGUCUUGGUCAGGUGGAAGCAGUCAGUAGAAAACAGUACUUGGAAGCAAUGUGUACAUAAAUGUUGGGGGAUUACGGUGAAAAAGAUGCGGCUCACAUCUAGGAGGUAAGACGAGCAAAAGUUAAAAGCGGCAAAUCUGUGCGGUGUUAGGAUAGUGAGUACUAGAAAAGCGUACACUUAGGGGAGUUCUUUUUAGGAUGUCAAAUCGAUCGACUUGAUUCAGAAAAGUAUGUUAAAAUGUAUAAGUAGUGAAGUACGGAUAAUAUUCUAGGAUAAAUAAGUAAAUUUAAUGUAAUGAACUUUCACACGAAGCUCGACACAUGACUUUCGGAAGUACGAGACUCUUUUAUACGCACAACUUUGGAUUUAGAAAUCUGAGGUAUCCAUCAGCAAGAGUUUUUAUUGUUUUCUUCAUAUUUCCCUAAUUUAGAUUCCUUUUCAUAACUCGAUAUUUUUUUAGUUAUAUUUUUUUAUUGUUUUAACGACCCUUUAACUAUAAAAGUCAUUCAGGUCGGUUUUAGUUAUAUUAAAAAAUGCUUUUCAUAUUAUUUCCAUGAUUAUUGCUUCGAUGUAGAAUGUAUAACCUACUACUGGAAGGUAGAAGUAGCCAGUUUUAGAUUUCGAUCGUUACGAAAUGUAACUUUCAUUAAAAUGGCUUUCAGUUUUGGUCAAGUUUUAUUAAUGGCACAAAUUUCCCAAAUGGAGAAGAACGUGCUUCGGGAGCCGACCUACUGAUACCUGAAGUUUUAUGUUUGCCACGUUCACGCUGCAGCAUUACCGUCCGCUUUAGGUUCUUUUCAUGCAAAACCUCUCAACGAACCGAUCAUUCCGUGGACAUCGUAUUACGUACCAGACAGAGCUCUCGGCUGCAUUGUAAUCCUCAAGAGAGUCAUCUUCGAACUUGCCUCUUGUCUACAACGCUGCCUCGAGAUUCGGCGUGCAUGAAACGGCAAAAUCAGGCUGCUUCAGUCUUUCUAGGUAAUACCGUACAUUGUGAAUGACGCAAUAUUUUGUAGUCGAUCCGUAGAUCAAUAAUGACCCUUACCCAAGUCGCACCAUCGAGGUUGGUUGCGUAGCCUUCCAGCAGCAAGCAUUACGACAGGUUAACCUGACAGUAUUUUAGGAGGACACCGUUAAGGUUCUGGCAAAUUGCCGGCUUCCCGGAUUGCCUCAACCUUCCCUUUGUACUCGUAAGGCGAGGCAGGGUCGACACCACGCCUGAUUUCCUCUGCACCGAAAGUUGACCUUCUGUAGUUGAGGGCCUAUCAGCAUAGAACACAGAGGGACUUGCCGACAAGGUCCCUCCACCUGCCCAGGACCUUGCCGGGGAUUCUUUUCCAUCCACGGGCACGGAUCCAACCCAGCAGACCGACGCCACGACCGUGACAAUACCUUGCGUAGCCGACACCGAAUUGAACCACCUCUUGUUUAGUGUCUGAACUAGCCACUCCUCGAGUCUACGCGCCACCUCAUCUGUAGCUCCCAGCCGAUUUGGGCGAUAGUCGAUGAAACGGUAUUCCAGCCAAGCUCGUUUUUACACAUCCUCUGGGCAAGAUUGUCCGGAAUCGUGUCCCCACCACAUGCGGCAAGCAUGUGGUCACGAAUUGUCCGAAUAUUUCGUCGUACAUGACCUUCCAUAACACCGGACCCAGGAUAGAACCUUGCGGGACACCUAAGGGUAUGUGAAAGCACAUCCCACCCACCUCCGUGUCGUAAACUAGUACUUGAUUCUGGAAGUAACUUGUACAAGUAUCCGGGUAUCCGCAGAUGCAGAAGCGCAUCGGCAAUAGCCGCGCAACUGUCCCUAUUGAACGCGUUCCUUACAUCCAGAGUCACUACUGCACAGUAUCGAAUUCCCUUCCUCUUACGCUGGAGCGCUAUCUCGGCGGUUAUUGUAACCGACAGGAUAGCGUCUACGGUAGACCUUCCCUUUCGGAAGCCGUACUGGCUAUUCGAGAGACCAUUUACACAUUCGGUGUGCCUCAACAUUCUAUUGAGGAUAAUCUAUCUGAGCACCUUCCCCGCCCUGUCGAUCAAGCAUAUUGGUCUAUAUGCCGAUGGGUUUCCGGGUCGUUUCCUCGCCUUUGGCAUUAGAACCAGGCUCUGCCGCUUCCAAACUUCUGGGAAAACUCCUUCGUCCACUCAUUUCUGCAUAGCAGACCUGAACAUUCCGGGAGCCUCUGUAAUAGCUACUUUUAAGGCCAGGUUCGGAACUCCGUCCGACCCGGGGGCCUUACCUACGCUAAGGGCCUUGGCUAUCCCGACAAGUUCCACAUCGGUGACCCUCUGCUCAUCGCCAGCCCCAGUCCCCGGCUGUCUUAGGAAAGGAGGCCGAGGGCUGUUUAGGAUCAUGACGCGGAAGAUGCCCCUCGAUGAUCCCCUUCAACAUCUCUGAAUAUUGCUCUGUAGGAGCCAUUACACCUCUCGUCUUGACCAUCACGAUCCUGGAGGCAUCACCCCACGGCAUCGCCGCCUAGCCCGUAGGCAGGCGCGACGCAGGUCCGCAAUCGCUUGAGUCCACCAGUAAGCCCGUGGUUUACCAUUACCAUGCCUAGGCAAGCCUAGCUACCAGCUUGUCACCGCUUUAACCAAGUAGGUUUCGCUAACGGCGGAGCACCUCCCUAAAUACCCCUUCUUCGAAGUAUGAUGUCUUCCACCUUCGAGGGCUUGGCCUUUGCCUGGCCGCCUCUUCCUCUACCCGCUGCCUGUUGGUGUUGUAGUCGAUACUGUAGCGAACCGCCAGGUGAUCGCUGUGCAUGAAGCCAUCGUCUACUCUCCAGUUCGAACUACUUGUCAGGCCAGGACUGCAAAAAGUAACGGCAAUAAUCGACGCCGCACCACCGUUCCGACUAAAGGGACUCUUGUUACCAACAAUAGCCAGGUCGACAUCUAGCAUGGCCAGUCUCUCUAGCAGGAUCUGACCCUGCUGGUUCGUGAAAUGGCUUCCCCAGUCUACGGUUCAGGCAUUGAUGUCACCCGCUAUUACUACCGGCCUUCGCCCUGUCCGAACGGUCGCCAUAAAGUUCAGCAUCUGCGUAAACUGCUCGAUCGACCAACGCGGAGGCGCAGAACAGCAGCGUGCUCCUGUCAAGGCCUUUGCAGUCCCAUGACGUAUGUCCUGGUUCCAGACAUCUGAAGCAAAGUUCCCGUGGCUCGUGUAUGGUCAGUGGGCCCAUGGCCUUGGGCAUCCUUACUUUAACGGACUUGUUAGCGACCGCCCUAGGUAGCUGUAUCAUGGCCACCUCUGUCCCUGCCGGGCCUUUCCGUAGCUGAAUGGCUCUGCAGUGGCCACUUUCUCCUCGCACUGUUGCCGCAGUACCAUGACGAGCUCUUCCACGACAGUGAUCUUGCCUAAGUUUAGAAGAGUCGCCUCCGAUCCGAAGGACCUCUUCCGCUAGACACUUGUAGGCAGCGUAUUUGCACAUUUGGUCACGCUUAAGCUAGAGUAUCAAUUCAUCGGUUAACUACGUCAAAUGUUGCAUACAUCGGCUGUCCGUGAGUUUGGCAUCGCUUCUUUUGGCCUUCAAGACCUCUGAGUACUUAGACAUGUCCGUUUCGAUGACAAGGGCCUCGCAGUUUUCUCGUUUGACACCUGUCCUCCUACUUCUUCUUGGCUUAGCGUCCCUUAGUUACUGUUCCUCUUUCUUCCUUUGCCUGUCCACUGGGUCCAUGGUGCGACCUCUCCAUAACCUACCGUAGUAUGUGGCUGCCUAAAUAUUGUCGCAACCCCCUGCUCAUUUCAACCCGGGACAGGUCGAUCGUCCCAGCUUUCCGGGACGCCUGUCCGGGGUCCGACUCACAGGUAGUACUGACCUUCACCUCCGGGGUUAACAGCCUCCUUGCUUUGCGAGCGUCGCCUGCCAGAUUCUCCCUGGACGACUGCCUCGCAUACUUCUACGAUUGAUUUCUUAUGCGAGCAUAUCUGGCGAACUCUUCGUGCUACCCGCGAAUGCGAAGACCUCAGCCUGGGUAGUUUACGGUACAUACAGCUUCGCGGGCUCUACUGCUGCUGCAGUUGUCAUGUGCUUACCAUGCUCUUGCUUGACCACCAUCGUUGACUUACGAAGUCUCAACAAGGCCUGCUUGAGGUCUUUGUUGAUGUUCACAAAGUCAAUGAUGUAGUCAAACCACCGACGAACCGACGUGACAGCUAGAACAAAUAAAUUCAAAUUUGUUGUCCGCGAUGCCAUGAUGAAAUAGCCGAACACUAUCGCCACCUCUAUAACGUCUCGCGAUGAUUUGAUAGCUCGACACCGAACCCCCGUGUGUUCAUAUAGGAAACGGUUCGCGUCUGCGCUGAUUUGACAGAAGCGAUCGCUCGCUUCGGUGGUCGACCGUUAAAUUUGGGGGGGGACACUUUUGAAUCAACACUGUCACGUCGGUUCGUCGGUGGUCAAACUGCUGCGCAGCCACCUCCAUGGCAGAAAGUACGUCCUUGAUCUUAUUGAUGACCCUCAUCAACCACGCUCCAUCCAUCACCUCUCCCGACAGGCUGACCAAGGACGAAAUGAAGGUCGCUACGAUGGCAUUCCACACACAGCUACCUCCUCCUGUUUCUGCUCUGCUUAAAGGAGACCUUGCCAAUCCUCUUCUUGCGAAGCGGUUAUCCUCACCACUACCGCUACAAAAUGGUUUCUGAUUAUCAUUUGAGCUUCUUAUGGAUUCCCAGGAGUAGCACAGGAAAAAGGUCCAUCACAUCACAGCUUUGCAUUAACGCGGUACGGGGAAAAUUACUGUGAAGGAUGUCUAGUUGCUCCACAGGCUCCGUUUGCGAUCGUCGUCGAUCGAGUAUCUUUCUCUCCCUCUCGAGCAUCAUUCCUCAGCACGGGUCGUUUAACACCUUGAAUUGGAGUUACCUUGUUUGGCGGACUGUUCCCGCUGGAAGUCUAUGCAUUCUCUGCUCUCCGAUUUGCUUCGACUUCACGUGACGAUUUGCUCGGGUAGCACAUGAGAUUCGAAGUCGUUGGUUAACCCGGGAGCGGUCGCGUCGUGUACUGAGUACACGCACCAUAAAAAAAGCACGCUUUUGGUACACAGCUUGAGCGUGGCAUCGUUGAGGGUGCCCGAAGACGCGACUGAUCGAGGGUUAACGUUUUUAAGAUGCCGUACUGAGCAUCGACGAUGAGUAAAGGUGCAGAGUUAUACAAGAUUUGUUGCAGAAGCAGCUGUUUUUCAUCAGUUGGAGGACAUCACUUUAAGCAUUAGUUACCUUCGUAUGGAACUUGUUACUUUACCUCAAUAUUGUUGGCUACUUAUUCAGGCGUUACUUCAAUGUUUCAUUUGUUAAUUCACUUUAUUUUAGUAUGAUUCAAGGACCGUUGCUUUUACGACUUAUUCAAACGACUCCAUGGUUGACGGAACACCGGCAAAAGCACCUCUCAUAAACAAAUGAGCUGACCCGAAACAAAAAAAAUGACGAACGUUAUAUUUACGUGCAAAUAUUUCUGUACAUACACGAGACAUUCAGUAACGAAUGAAAAUAUGCCACUUUUGUAUCCCCUCU
Molecule: messenger RNA, 27176 nt
Organism: Aedes albopictus (Asian tiger mosquito)
Lineage: Eukaryota; Metazoa; Arthropoda; Insecta; Diptera; Culicidae
Product: peroxidasin homolog
Exons: 11
Coding region: 2104-3813 (569 amino acids)
Biological process (GO): homophilic cell-cell adhesion; synapse organization
Cellular component (GO): axon; neuronal cell body; plasma membrane
Molecular function (GO): axon guidance receptor activity; protein binding
Source: RefSeq, a predicted model, not a curated record